UCGAGACCGGAGGAGCAGUGCUUGUUUUUUUGGAAGUCCGAGGUGCGUCGGUGGCAACAUGGUCCUGGGCAUGGGCGCGACGUCCUGGGCGGUCCUGGGGAUGCUUCUGUGCGGAAGCACUGCCACAGUUCUGGAUCUCGGCAAUAUGCUAAAACUUAUGACGGACAGAAAUCCUCUUGAUUUUCUCAAUUACGGAAAUUGGUGUGGCCUGGGUGGCAAUGGAUACCCUAUGGACGACAUUGACAGUUGCUGCCGGCAGCAUGACUUUUGCUACGACAAGGCAUCGGAUUCCGUGUGCUUGGAUGAAAAGCCACACGUUGCCAAAUAUAGGUGGAAAUACGCGGCUGGAAAACUUCACUGCAACAAAGGGGAUUACGGCUGCGGUUUGGCUACUUGUCGGUGUGAUGCCAAGUUUGCUGCAUGUGUUCAAGUGUACAAAGCUAGCUACGACCCGCGGAACAAAAGGGCGAGACAGCCGCUGUUGAAUCUCUUGUCGAAUGUCAUGGUGCAAUGGAAUGCCAACCGAUGAACCUGCGAAAACUCAUGUUCAAAGUUCAUGAAAACAUCGUUCCACUUUUUUUCAUGAAUGGACAAUUAUCUUUCAUUCAAUGAACUCAUUUUUAACCAGUGCUGGAUUUAAGGGGGAGCAAACUGGGGGCACUUGCCCCUGGCGGCAACUUUUGAGGGGCGAAAAAUUCUCCCUAAUGUGUUUUUUCGUUGAAACUCGAUGUAAAAAGGUGAGGGAAGAUAGGUAAGGGCGGGGCACUCUUUAGAUUUUGCUCCGACUCGGGAAAAUUGUAGAUCCAGCAUUGAUUUUAACUGUAAUCUAUUCACGGAAAAAAUAGACCAGAAGUAAACAAACGGGUUGCCAGAAGGUUUGCCUCUAUGCAUCUUUUGUGGAUUUUCACAGGAAUAAAAAAUGUUAACCAAUAGUAUUUAUAUUCGCUGAUCAUGUGAUUGAGGUUACCAAAUGGCGCAUUUUUUUGUUUACAUUUAGUCUUUCUUUCCCGUGAAAGCCGUGUUAUACAUCUACUGUUUGGCUUUCACGAGAAAAGCUCCCGCCGUCAAGUCUGAGCCCGUCUACUGCCAUAGAAACGGACUUCGUUCAUUUUCUGCAAGGGUUAGCAGGAAGACUUUUUGGUGCCAUUUCACCACUCGUCUGCUCGCCUUUGUGCAGUCGUACGGGUUUUUCCAACAUUAAGCUUCCCUUGGAAAAAUGAGACGCGCCUCGUUACUAUAGCAGUAGACAGGUGCAGACAUUUCGGCAGUAGCUUUUCUUGUGAUGGUCGGGACACUAUGUAUUCAUUGUAUAAAUGAAGAAGGACAAUAUCUGUUUUUAUGCAGAAAAAGAAUUAAAACAUGACUGAAACACAAAUUGCAAAAAUAUAUCAUGUACAUUAAUAACAUGUGUCUAUGAUGGGAGGAGAGAGGAGUCUGCCCCUUUUUCGAAAUCUUCUAUUGAAAGAAUAAUACAGUAGGGAAACUUUUAAGGUAACUAUUAUUGUGAAAUGGAAUGCUUAACGUACGGAGCACGUUUUACAAAAAAUUAUACCGAGAAAUUAUGUGACCGAAGUAGUUUUACUACCAAACAUUUACAGUGAUACAUGAUUUUACGGUAAACGUAUCAUGGCAACACGGAUGACAGUACUUUUCGCUGUAGGGAGCCACCGCACACCAACGAGGUAUGGUUCAUACCAUUCGUCACGGAGCUUCUGACUCUCAUAUUAGCCGCGUUUACACUUUACAUGAUACUUUUGUACCUCUCGUUUCCCCGCUCCAACUCCGAAAAAAAACCGGUUGGAAAUUACACCAUUGGCAUGAAAAAAAAAAAAAAAGUUGUAUCCUGAACAAUAAAAAUGAUUCAGAAACGUUCUUGGAAAAUAACGGGCAGCUGAUGUGCCUAAUUUGUGCCAGUAAUGUAGCUUGCCAAAACCAGGAACGUUUUCCGCUAAAAGUCAGUAACCUUCUGGAAAUUCUUGAAUCUUUUUGAAGAAUUUGGAAAUAUCCCCGGUUAUAAAGCCAGUCUGGAAUCUUCAAGGGAAAUUAGGUAGAGUUAAUGUAAUUGAUUAGAACCUUCCUGAUUUAAUAAGAAAGCUCCAGUAGCACCAAUGCAAAUAUGGUCAAAGCUAAGACAGAAUUGCAAGUAAGAGCCAAUAUAUCUCCCUUGCCUGCAAUUCUUGCCUUGCAAAGUUGCAGCUCUCCAGAUACUUAUUCACUCUUAUUGGAAACUUAGUCAAUCUGGACGGACCGUAAAACCGAUUAUAUAUACUAAUUCAACACGCUCAGUCAAUCUUUAAACCGGCCAUUUUCAUGCUGAAGAAUGUAGGGUUUUUGCUUGCAAAAUAUUUCUGCAGCUGCUUGGAGGACAUUGAAAAGCAACAAGUUUGAGAGAGAAAAUGCAACAAUCUCCCAUACUUAAAAAGAAAACAUAUGAGGCAGUGAAAAGCAAAGGGAUGUAAGUGUUAUUUUUAAAGUUUCGAAUAAAAUUCGUUUAAAGUUCAUACAUAGGCUUUUAUUAAUUUUUUUUUCUAAAUCAUGCUGUAUAGCAGCAUCACCAGAGCUUCUAGUACCAUCUCUUGCCUUAAAACAAAGGAGAGGUACCAUUUGGACUGAUUAUCUCCAAAUUUUUAAUUUUGGCACUUACAUCCCUUUUGCUUCUCACUGCGUCGUAUUAUGAAAAUACUGUCGAGAUGCUAUAAAAUGUUUACUAUGUGCAGUUAAUUGCCUCUUCGUUGUUUUGUAGACAUUAGGCCCCACCCCCUCCCGGCUUUGAAAAAAUGACGUUAGGGGGUUUUUUUCGAUACAAUAUCCACUGUGUUUUUACCCAUUGACUCCCCGAGAAAACUUAAAGAGCCUGGCCCAGGGACGCCAGAACGUAAAAUUUUGGAACAGGAAAAAUUCUUAAUUUGCCGAAUGAUAAAAUACGAGUAUGCAAACAUCCGUACAUCUAGUGAAAAGGGACAUUCGGACAUUUAAAAAUUUUGAUAUUGCAAUCAUUUUUCCGAAUUUGCUGAAUCGUCAGUAAAAGUUUGCCGAAUUAUGAAAUUUUUGCAAGGUCCCAAUGAUUUCCGACCGAAGCGACCCUAAUCAGGCUUGGUUGACACGUCCUGUUCCUGUUUGACACUUAUUUGAUAUUUUGGCACAAGCUCUCUGGAAUGGAUUGUGACUGCAGUGAGAUCUUAGGUCGUUUCGUGAAGUUGAAAGAUUUUGUAGCACCAAAAGAAAUAAAUUUCUGUGUUAAUCUUACAGUUGAUUUUCACCAUUGGAUUCACCUCUUAAAGAAGUACCAAUGAAUAUUUGUGUCACUUAGUCAAUUGUAUUGAAGUGUGUAGAAGAAGAAAAGAUUUACGCUAUUGAUGUAGAUUUCAAAGGAACCAAUAAUAGCGUUAAAGUAAAUGCAUUAAACGGAUUAAUUUUAGCUGGGAAAUUGACUGGAUAAAGGAAUUUCUAACGGAAAGGAAAAUUUAUGCCCUUGGGAGGCGUGAUCUCCAAUCUUUUGAAACUUUUUCGUGGGUUUCUACAAUGAGCCAUUUUAUCUCCAAUGAUUUUCAACCUGUACCUGUCGGACUUAGAGCAACAUUUCCGUGACUGCAAAUUUUUUAUUUUUCAAUUUUAUUUAUUUAUUUAUUUAUUUAUUUUUUCAUUUUUGUCGUCAAUGGUACGUUAGCUUUGUUGCACAAGCUUGCUUAUUUUGUUUCCGCUGAAAAAAAACAAGCAUAAAAAAAGUCUAAUUCCAACAUUUUCCUAUUAUUAGUAUUGAAUCCAAAACACGAUUCUUCAAAUGGGCAAUUCCAUCGUCACGUGCGGGACAAAAAGACGCUUAAAUUUCAUUAACAUUUUGUCAUAUCUCUUAAUAUUUUGACUAGACAGGGGAAAGCAAAUUUUUUUUAAUUUUUACAUUUGAUACAAAGAUACUUCUGACACAGUUAUAUUUUUGUUAAACAAUUUUGUUAUUUAAAAUUUAAUUCAUUUUCAUGCGUCACGUGCGAGACAUCCAAAGUCAACCUUUUAUAACUUGCGAAUGAAUUAGUUAAUAUUUUUGCUCUAUUAAUACACUAACGUUAAUAUAAAUUGGAUUUUGAGAGAGGUUCUAAUGUAAAGGAAACAUAUUUCAUUUGUUGAGAAACAAUAGUUUAAACCAUUGAAAAAAAAAAUAUGUAUUGGUCCAUUCCGUGAAACAGUAGUCACUUUGUCUCGCACGUGACGGUUCAUAUAUUUCAUUAAAAAGUAAUUAUUUAAAAAAGUCAUGACGAAAUAUUUUGCUUAAGGAAUCACACAUAAGUUUGUCAUUUGUUGAGCAAUAAAAUUUUUAUGAUUACCCUUUUGAAUUAUUAUCUUAAAUAAAAUAUAUAACGCGUCACGUGCGGGACAAAAUUAUCGUUUUCCGUGGAAUGGCCCAAAUAUCUCCAAAACUCAUUUCUGCAGAUAAUGCCGUUUGCCUGCCCACAGCAAAAUGUAUCACCAGCUUAAAAAUAGUUACGUAAUCGUCUAGUAGUUAAUAAUAUGCUGCGGAAGAACUUUUCGACAAAAGACUAAAGGUAAUUGCAAACAAACAUGAACUGUGCAUAAUGAAGAGUCGAACUUUUUGUGAGGAAAAAUAAAGAACCGACCAAAAACUUCUUCCAUCAAAAAACGAAAAAAUUCUUGGAGUUUUAAGUAUAAAGUACUGGGAGUAACAUGGCAAAAUAACUUAUAGAAUAAGCAUGAUACAGAAUCUUCAGAGAAAAAAUAAAUCAUAGGUGUCAAAUUCAGGCAAAAAGAAAAAUUUUACCUUUAUAAGCCUCCGAAGUUUUUGAAUUUAACAUGACUUGAAAUUCAGAAAGAAGUGAAUUACUGGCAUAUUUCUGCUGUUCCCGAAACAUUCCUGGCCCGAGAUACAGCCCGCCACAGAUGGCAACAAUUGGCGCUAAUUAUCACUUAGGAUUUCCGACAAAAAUUUCAAACUGCUUCAUAUGCGGAAUGGUGCACAAUUUUUGGUGCUAUUUUAUAUUUGAAAGAUAAUCAUUUUCUCUAAGAAGAAUGCCCCAUUUGGAAAUGUGAGUUUAAUUUUCCUGCUACAGCCAGCGUUUUGAAAAAAUUAGUUUUAAACAUAUUUUUUAAAAAAUUUCCAAACCUUCCAAUUUCAAGAUUUUUGAUUUCUUUCUUUUUUUUUAAAUUUUAAAUCAGUGUCAUUGAGUGCUACUUCCCUGAAAAGAAGAGCCUCAGGUUUGUAGUUCAAUGGGUUUUAGAGACUUUUCUGGAACUAUAUAAAAGGAGACUUGAAAAGUCAAAGUUUUAUUUAGUAGCGAGUGGCCAACAGACACCUUUAAUUUAGUUUUUAUAGCCUCAUUUUCAUUUUCAGCUGCCGCUUCAUCCCGAAAUUUUAAUUUUUAUGAAAACAAGAGUGCAGUCUCAGCCGAUUUGCCAAUCGAAAACUUUCUUUUUGCAUAACCUUUUAGCGUAGUGCCUCCUUUAGAGUAUAGACUCCUUUAGCAUAGGGCCUUCUUGUUUUCACAAAGAUUGUGAUCCUCAAAAAAGUCAGGGGCGACCCUAAUCAGGCCUGGUGGACAUUUCCUGUUCCAGUUUGACACUUAUUUGAUAUUUUGGCACAAGCCCUCUGGAGUGGAUUGAGACUACACUCUGCAGUGAGAUCUUAGGUCGUUUGGUGUAGUCGAAACAUUUUGUAGGACCAAAAGAAAUAGAUUUAUGUGUUAAUCUUCAGACUACUAUUUCAGGCCAUUUUCAUGCUUAAGAAUGUAGGGUUUUUGCUCGCAAAAUAUUUCUGAAGCUGCUUGGAGGUCAUUGAAAAGCACUAAAUUGACCAGGAAUGAAGCACCUAGUAGGGUAUACGAGCCGAAUUAUUUUCAUAAACUAAUUAAUUCCAUAAGCACUGAUUAAUUUCAUAAUCUAAAUUAAUUUCACACUACUAGUAACUAAUUAAUUUCAUACUACUAGUAACUAAUUAACUUCAUACUACUAAUUACUAAUCAGUUUCACUUAUAAACUAAUAAAAUUUCAUAAGCAAUGAAAGGCAAUAGCAUUUCAGGCAUUCCCUCCUAAAAAUAAGUGAAUUGAAAAUAUUAUUACAAUCCUAUACAUUUUUUUCAUGUAUACAUUUUGUUCAUUUACAUAGUAUUUGAACACAAUAUGAAUAAAUCAAUAACAGGAAAUAUCCAACGCUGUUUGCGCAAGAUAAUAUUGUCGGCGGUUACGGGGCCUGAACCUCAUAUCCCUCCUUUUGUAUCC
Messenger RNA from Uloborus diversus, 6225 nucleotides. RefSeq names its product acidic phospholipase A2-like. The record is from RefSeq and is a predicted model, not a curated record. The transcript has 5 exons. Gene Ontology annotation, biological process: arachidonate secretion; phospholipid metabolic process; lipid catabolic process. The coding region runs from base 59 to 529 and encodes 156 amino acids. NCBI's taxonomy places the organism in Eukaryota, Metazoa, Arthropoda, Arachnida, Araneae, Uloboridae. Gene Ontology annotation, molecular function: phospholipid binding; calcium ion binding.